Molecule: messenger RNA, 2181 nt
Organism: Culex pipiens pallens (northern house mosquito)
Lineage: Eukaryota; Metazoa; Arthropoda; Insecta; Diptera; Culicidae
Product: transcription factor grauzone-like
Exons: 3
Coding region: 160-2181 (673 amino acids)
Biological process (GO): regulation of transcription by RNA polymerase II
Cellular component (GO): nucleus; chromosome
Molecular function (GO): chromatin insulator sequence binding; zinc ion binding
Source: RefSeq, a predicted model, not a curated record
GCACGUUCAAAUUGCGUUCCACAAGAGUUGCUGUUUACAGCGUGAACCGGAAUAACCCGUUGCUCCAAUUACCUAGAUUAAUUUGCUUGUAAAAACGGGCAAAUAAAUGCGAACGAAGCCGUCCCUUUUCCGGCACAACUUGCCAGACCGCUGGCCACGAUGGACAGCUGCCGCCUCUGCCUGGGGGACUUUUUGCAGCCACUUCCGGAGGACGCCUUCAGCAUCCACAGCAUGGAGGCCAAGCUGAGGACCGUGUUCACGUUCGAGAUUCCAUACAACAAACGCCUCUCCAAGUCCAUCUGUCCGGAUUGUGCCAUCACCGUAUCCAAGCUCUACAACUUUGCCACCACGGUGCACCAGAACCAGCAGCAGCUGCUGGACCAGAUCGACGACGAGGACUCGAUGCAAGCGGAACUGGGCGCCAUCAUAGAGAAGGCCGUCCGACGCUCCCCAAAGGAAAACUACAAACAUCUGUUCCGAGCGAUGAGCGAAGAAACGGCCAAGGUGCAGCAAGAUCCGGAAAUAUCGGUCAAGAUCACGCGCAAGCAAAAGUCGAAAAGCGCGGCCAUUCGAUUCGAGCGGAACUUGAUCAGCAGAUAUUUGGACAUGGUUUGCGACCUCUGCCACGAGGAUCAGUACACGUACCAGCGGCUGGAGACUCACUUCCGGCGACACCACGGACGUCGGGUGGCUUACGUGGUUUGCUGCGGCGAGAAGUUGUCCAGCGAGGGCAGGAUUUCGGAACACCUGCAGAAGCACAUGAAUGCGAUCAAGAGUCCGAAGGUGUCCGCCAAGGUCGGCACUUGGGAGCGGCGCGUCGAGUUGGCGUUCGGGUCGAUGUUGAGUGACUUUAAGAGGGAUUUGGAGGGUUACGAACCGUUGCCGGAUAUGGCCGCGGCGUUGAAAGGGGACAUUGAGGAGCAGAAAAAGAUGUACGACGUUCAGGAUUACCUGGUGCAGACGUACUUUACGCUGGACUGUGAGCUGUGUGGGCUGAAGAUAAGCAAUUUGAACGAUCGUCGGAUGCACUUCCGGCAGAAUCACCCGAGUGAGAAGUACUUUGUGUCGUGCUGUCGACAGCGGUUCUCGCCGAGGAUCAGCAUCAUGAGACACUUGAAUCGUCACUGGCGCCACGAGUCGGCCAGGGCCAAGGUCGUCAAACAGGUCAAAAUGGAAACGGAAGCGGUGGAGAGUGCGCGGUUGAAGCAGGACCAGGCGGUUUACGGACCGUUGAUGAACGAAUUCCGCGAGGAUCUCAUCGAGGGAGGGUUUACACCUCCUAAGAAGAUUCCGGAAACGAAGACCGUCGAGCGGAUGAAGCGACUUCAUCAGAUGCAAGAUUACCUGAUCGCAAAGCACACUCCGUUGAACUGUGAGCUGUGCGGAGCCGAGAUCAGUACGUACACUGGUCGACAAAAUCACUUCAAGAUCGGACAUCCCAAGGAAAAGUUUUACAUUCAGUGCUGUGGUAAGACCAUGUUCACCCGCCAGGGCGUCAUCGUACAUCUGCUACGCCACCGGAAGGGUCUUCCUACGACGGUAGAACCAUCCCCCACCAUCCGACAAGUUCCGGAAAAUUCCAAAGACGACGCCCUCAUCGAGGCGUUCUACAAGAUGGACUGCGAGCUGUGCGACUACACCGGAUCCUCCUACCUGGAUCUUCGGGUUCACUUCCAAAAAAGCCACCGCGAGGAAGGUUUCUUCAUAACCUGCUGCAAUCGACGGUUCAAAACAAAGUACCACAUCGUGGAGCACAUCAACAGCCACCGCAAACCCCCAACCAAGUGUGACCACUGCGAGGCCACCUUCUUCAGCGAGCGAUCCCGCUCGGUCGAGGAAAUCUUCCACUGCGAUCAGUGCGUCGAGUCGUUUCCCAGCCGGAACCUGCUGACACUUCACACCUACAAGCACGAACUGGUCGCGUGUGAGAUUUGCGGGGCCGAAAUGAAGCGGUGCGCACUCCGGGUUCACCGGUUGAACGUGCACAAGCUGGACGAGGAAAUUGUUUGUCACGUGUGCGCCCGGGUUUACCACUCGAAGUCGGUGUUCAACAAGCACUACCGGGAGGCUCAUCUGGGCAUUCGGAGGAAGAGCAAGCGGAAGAGCAGGGCUAAGAAGAAGCGACCGGCGCAGGAGGCGGUGACGGAUGGGGGGACCGAGUGGCAGGUUGAGGAGGAGUAG